This is a messenger RNA of Menidia menidia (Atlantic silverside), 6095 nucleotides long. The record is from the annotation of a GenBank genome assembly. Lineage: Eukaryota; Metazoa; Chordata; Actinopteri; Atheriniformes; Atherinopsidae.
AUGCUGAAAAAAGUCUCCCACAGCCCUCUCCAUAACCGCUACAAUGCUCUCAUCUCCUCGUCUUCCGACUCCAGUGGAUCAUUUUUGAUCAAGUCCCCGGACGAUAAGGAUGCGGCGGGGCCAGCUGCUGCUGCAGAUGUGGGGGACCCCCAUCAGCUGAACCCCCCACAGGACUCGCGCAGUAAGGACGGCGUGAUGGAGGACGCCGAGGAGAAAGCUUCAGCCCAGGCCUCCCUUAAAUCCCUCUUCGCUCCUCCACCUGAAUUUCAGAGCUCUCCUCUGGAUCUCGAAACUAACUCUAAGACUUCGGACUACGGAGCUUCAUUUUGGGAACCCGAAAAGAAGGCAGAUCUCUUCCAAGCCUCAGUGAAGGCCCCGAGCCCCACGGCCAAUGGUGACCUAUUUGACACAACCUCCAAAACGGCAGACUACUUCAGCACAAACCAGACUCAAUCACAGGACCUCUGGCAGUCGAACAGCUCCAAAGUGGAAGCACAGGAUCUUUUUCACGCUGCUGAAGGGAAGGAUUCGGCCCCCACUGUAUGGGCCAAUGGGGAGAGCCUGUUUGACGAACCUACCACUAAUUUUAUUGAUCCCUUCAAAUCUCCUUUGGACAAGGACGAUUUGUUUCAGUCUCCACAAACGGUGGCGACAAACCCCUUUUAUGUCCCCACCAGAGAAGCAGAUUUGUACUUAAACAGUGCAGUUAAAGGGGACGAACUCUUCAGCCCCAUGGGAAGCAAAGGAGACGCCUCAGAAGAGGCGCCCACUGCAGACGAUGACCUGUUUGGCAUGUCGUCCAAGGAAAAUCUGGAUCCAUUUUCCAACUCCUCCACAAACACAGUCAAUAUGAUCCAAAGCCCACUUUCAAGGGAUUUAUUCCAAAAUGUCUCCACCUUGGAGGAUCCAUUUAGCCCAACUCCUACAAAGCCGAGCGGCCUCCUCCAGAAUGGAACAGCAGACAUCUUCCGGCGACGGCCUUCAUACGCUAAACAGAGAGGGGAGCUGUCGGGGGUAACUCCAUCCAAGGCCUUAUUCUCUACACCUUCAAGCUACAGUCCAUCUGAGACCAAGUUGGACUUUCCAGUGUCUGCAGAUGCACUCAGGCAAUCCAAACCUCCUCCUCCUCCCGUCCCUCCAAAGCCGUCUCUCCGGCCCCAAGAGGUGGUCCUGACGACUCCCCAGGGAAGCAAACACAGCAUUCUUCAGCCCACUCCGUUCGUUCAGGCCAGCAGCCCGCCUGCGCGUCCGCCGCGACCACUUCCUCGAACUAGACCCCCGAGGCCAGAAAAGCCCCCCCAGCCGGCGGCUUCUGUCAGCCAGCAGGCUGAUACACAACCAAACAUACCGAAAACCUCACCGACUCUUUCAUUUAGAGGACCCCCAAAGCCGGUCAUUCGCCAUAAGCCAAAAUCGCCGGAGAGUAAACCGGUGGAACAUGAGAACUACAUAGUCUUUGAGGACAUCCUUCUGAUCGGGCAGGAACAUGCUGUAGACGACUGGCCCGAGGACAGUCCUGAGCUUCAGCCUGACUUCAAACCUUCUGGAAGACUCAGACUGCGAAGAGAGUCAAUGAAGGAAAAGCUGGUUGCUGGUGGGGGAAGUGGCGAUGAUCUGGACGGCACCGGGAGCAAGAAAAAGGAUAAGAAAUUCCGAAUGUCCCUACUCUCCAGGAGAGGAUCAAAGGACAAGUUUCCUGAUGACAUGAUGGACUCAAAGAGCAGCACUUUGCCUGUACAACGGAAAUCAUCAAAGGACUAUUUGUCUUCUCCAGGAGAGAAUGAAGAUGAAGACCAUUAUGGCAUGGACUAUAAAAAAAAACCCCUGAAGACCAAAGUCAAUAAGCUGUUUCGAAGAGCAUCAACUACUUCUGUGUUUGAUGGAAGGCACGAGAAUGGCCACUUUCCUCAGGAUUCAAAGGAGAGAGAGAAAAAGGAGACCGUUCGCAGAAAUUCGGAGGGGGCAAUGUUGGAUGACAGCCCCGGAGACGAGGAGGAGGGAGGCGAAGCCCACCAUGAGGAGAAGAGAAAAAAGAAGGUGAAAAUUAAGUUUGUGCCCCAAAGAGGAUUUGCUAUCUGUUUGGAAAAGUCUGGUGAAGAGCCAAAGGGAGCUCAUGGGUACACGCCACGCAAAGGCUCAAAGGACAAAUCAUUUGAUGAUGGUGCUGAGUCACACGGCUACACACCUCGUGAGAAAUUCCAGGAUGAUGAUUUUGAGGAUAUAGAAGAGAUAAAGGGCCAGACACUUCAGUCGGCAAACGUGGCUGCUUUCGUUGAUGACGAGCACUUGCAGAAGCCCCGCCGCCAUCAUCCCAGACCAAAUGAGGACGAAGAUGCUUUCGGAAUCCAAGACCAUAAACCUAAAAAACCAACAAAGGUCAAACUGCGACACAUGGGCCGCCGAAGUUCCAAGGAAAGCAUGCCGGAUGGAGGCAGUGCACAAAAAAAGAAGAGCAGCUUCUCCGCCGAGGAGUUAGACAAUGACGAACUGGAUGGGUUCGAGGACUGCAAACCGAACCAUGCCCAGCCCAAGGCCGCUCCGCGCCGGCACCACGCAGCCAGUGGACACGAGGCGGCUCCACACGACCUUUUCGCUGAGGAUGAGGAUUCCGUAGGUCUUGCAGACGUAUACGAAGAAGAAGCAGACGAAGUGGACAGUUGCAAACCGAAGAAGUCGCUCAAACUAAAGCUCCACAAAAAGUUCAAGCCCAAGCGCAAAAGCUCAGGUUGGGAAGACAAGGAUCCACCAGGAGCUGCUUCCAGUGACUUCAUGUCGGAGGCCGCUGAGGCCGAGUGGCGGGCGGCUCAGAAGGACGAGCGCGCCAUAGCGGAUCUGGAGGAUGAAGAUGAGGAGGGGGACACUGACAGUUUAAUGGAGUGGUGGUACACAGUGGAAAAAUGGGACGAGAUGCCAUCAGACGAAGAGAACACGGUCAUCAAACAGGAUGAGUCAAAGUCGUUCACCACCUUGGCAGACAAGGUCCAUCGUGGCCUGCGCCUCUUCAACAAGGUGUUCAUGGAGCGGGCCGAGGUGCUCUGGCAGUCCAUCAUCAUGCUCCACGCCAUCGCCGACAACAUCAGCAACUUCCACCACAAAGCCAAGAUCGCCGGCAUCACGGGCGGCACCACCACCGCCGUGGGGGGCGUGGCGGCCAUCGCCGGCUUGGCUCUGGCUCCUUUCACCCUUGGCGCCUCUCUGGUGAUCACAGCGGUGGGCGUCGGCGUGGCCACAGCUGGCGGGAUCACCUCGGCCUCCGCCGCCAUCUCGGAUAACGUUAACAACAUGCACGACCGCAAGAAGGUGGAGGCUCUCCUGAAGGAGUAUGAGGUGCACCUUCUGGACAUAGGGAAGAUCCUCCACUUCACCAAUCAGGGCGUGUACAAACUGCGGGGGCACCCCUUCCUCAGGUCCGGCACCCAGCACUACUCGGAGGAAUGGGAGAUCCGCAUGGCCGUCCAGAUGAUCAGCCUCGUGGACGCGCCCGUGAUGCGAGCGACUGAGCUCGCCGACACAGCCUUGACCUCACUGCAAGGACUCUUCAGGGGCAUGGACAAAUACUUUGUGAAGGACACCAGAGAGCUGAAGAAAGGCUGCAAGAAGGAGAUCGUGGGACAGAUCAGGGAGGUGGCAAAUGUGCUCAACGACACCAUCGUGGAACUCAACACCAUCAGGGAGGAGCUGCAGGAUGCAAUCGGAGGUGUUUCUGUUGGUCAGUUCAACAAAGGGAAGAACCGCCUUGCUUUGAACCAAAAAACUAGUUUCAACAACAUGAACAUGUUCAGAAGAGAUAAAGGCUCCGUGGCUCCAACUCCACCGGUUCCACCCAGACCCAGUGAGGAGGAGCUUGAAAACCCCAUCAAACACAGCUUGAACAGGCGGGAUGCAGAAGAUGCUGCAGCUUCACAGAAGAAAGGGGUGAUGGGGGUUGUGCAGAAGGUCAACCCCUUCAAGUCUGUCUCAAAGGCUCCCUCCUCCACAGUCAGCAAAGCCCCCUCCUCGGAGUCACUGGAACAGGCACCAGACUCGGCCCAGAACCCUCGUAUGCUGAAAGGAGUCAUACAGAAGGUCAACCCAUUCAAGUCCAGCACACAGACGUGUAAAGCUCCUUCCUCAGAGUCCCUGGACCAGGAAAAGGUUUCAGACUCAACUCAGAACCCCGGCAUGUUUAAGGGAGUCAUCCAGAAAGUAAACCCCUUCAAGUCCUCUGCACAGGUGCUGAAGGAUGAUCCUCAGGACGAUUGUGUAAAUCCACAGCAGGCUAAAGAACCUGAGGAUAAACAGGUGUUAUCCCGAUGCCUCACCAACCCCAUCUAUAAUCCUGGAUUUAUGACGGGUAUGAUUCGGAAAGUCAACCCUUUCCGAUUGGCCCAACCAAAGGUACCCUCAGAAAUCCUCAUGAGCGUGACUGUACCGCUGUCUGGGAGAUUCAGAAUGCCAUGUUUGACAAAGAGAGGCCCCAUUUUCUCAUGUUCAGACUCCCAGCUCGUAUCUAGUGACCUCUCUUCCAGCACUGGAAGCUUGGUUGACAACAACAAUGGGCCGGAAAAACAGAACCCUGGAAUGCUGAAAGGGAUGAUGCAGGAAGUGAAUCCCUUCAAGUCACACGCACAGGCUGCAGGUGACGCAUGUCAGACUGAUGCCGCACUUCCUGCUUACACUACCCAGGCUGAACGAGACGUUCACAGCGAGAACUCCACCAGCUCUGAAAGCUUGGAUGACAGCACUAUCGAGAGACACUCUAUCUGGUACACAGACGCCGGGAGCAGCUGUGAGACCUUCAUAUUGAGGAGGAUUCUUCCCAAUGCGCUGUUUGGGUCGGGAACGAAGAAGGAAGGAGAAGUGGAGACGCUGCAACUUGCUGAGGUCCCGGUUCCUGGAGAAGGAACAGAACUAGACCCUUUGGAGGAUGAAGAAGGCCUUUUGGCGUGGUGGAAAACUGUUGAGGGAUGGGAUGAAUGGAAUGAGGCAAACCAGGAUGAAGAAGCUGAAGAAGUGGUGGAGGAAGCGGCCGAUCGCGUCUUCAUGGCGGCUCGCCUCUUUGUGCGCUUCUUCAACCAGCGCGGCGCCUCGCUGCAGCAGCGCAUCCUGGAGCUGCUCGCCAUGGCCGACGCCGCCGACAACUUCCACAAGAAGACGGUGACGGCCAGCGUGGGCGGCGGCGUGGCCAGCGUGGCGGGCUCGGUCACCACCAUCACGGGCCUCAUCCUGGCGCCCUUCACGGCGGGGACCUCGCUCAUCGUCACGGCGGUGGGCAUCGGCAUCGCCACGGCCAGCGGCGUGACCUCGGCCUCCGCCAACAUCACCGACACGGUCCACUCGAAGACCGACCGCAAGAAGGUGGAGAAGAUGAUCCAAGAUUACCAGGGCGAGAUUCAAGACAUCAAAGAGUGCCUGGACUUUUUACAGGAAGGGAUGGAGACGCUGGAGGAGUGGGACUUUGAGAAGUAUGCGGAGAGCAUCGCGAAUAAGCACCUCAAUCAGAACGUCAAGCACGUCAUGAAGGAGGGCGGCCGGGCGGGAAAGGCCCUAUUGGUCAACACCGAGAGUCUGAUCAGCACGGUCCAGGUCCUGGGCGUGGCCGGCGGGGCGGCCAAGGCGGCGCAGGUGAUGAGCGUCACCACGGGAGUCAUGUCGGGUCUCUUCCUGGCUCUGGACGUCUUCUUCCUGGCCAAGGACUCCAUGGAGCUGAAAAAGGGGGCCAAGACGGACUUUGCCGCUAAGAUCAGAGAGGUCUGCAAGGACCUGCAGGACGGCCUGCUGGAGCUGAACCGGAUCAAGGAGCAGCUGCAGAAAACUAUGGACGGCAUAGAGGUGAAGGUGGAGGAGGAGGAGGAGGACGAGGAGCUUUUAAAGUCCGAUUUGAAAAAGCUUACUGAACUCGAAGAGUGAGGAAUGGUUUCUGUGAAGCUGAACUGAAGUCUGUGUCAUUACCUGCCAAAACGUUAGUGGCAGUUCUAUUGAUACUGCACAGUAAUAAAUAUUUUACCAAGAAGGGAUUUUAUGAAGAACUAUUUAAGUCAUUUUAAUUAAAUAUGCUGAACCAAAAGCUUUGUUAUAAAGUUUCUGUAUUUCUCUGAAAUAAAAAGUAGUUUCCU